Phialemonium atrogriseum is the source of this 3487-nucleotide messenger RNA. RefSeq names its product WD40-repeat-containing domain protein. The transcript has 3 exons. Gene Ontology annotation, molecular function: protein binding; RNA binding. Gene Ontology annotation, cellular component: nucleolus. Gene Ontology annotation, biological process: positive regulation of transcription by RNA polymerase I; positive regulation of rRNA processing. Bases 301 to 3240 code for a protein of 979 amino acids. NCBI's taxonomy places the organism in Eukaryota, Fungi, Ascomycota, Sordariomycetes, Cephalothecales, Cephalothecaceae. The record is from RefSeq and is a predicted model, not a curated record.
GCUCGGCCUUGGCGCAACUGUUGGAGAUGCAGCUUGUUAAUCUGUCGUUCGUGCAAAGAAACGUAGAAAUGGCUAUGCCUUUGACGGGACUGAUGCCCGGAAAUUUUGGCGGGUGGAUAAAGUAUCCUCCCGAUUCCCUUAUCGAUAAGGCCUGCGCCCCACCUCUCCGUGGUACGUACCUUGGGCCUCUCAAAAAUUUCUAUUCGGCCAUUGAGACGAGGUCUGAUUGUCUGCUUGUCGAAAUAGUUGGUGAUAUGCACAAUACACGCUGAGCCGCAGCCAGUCUGAGACCGAAUCAAUAUGGCGCCCAACAGGCCGACUGCCGUAGAUGCUGAUGCCGCCAAGAAGAGGAAAAGAGACAAGGCCGAGGACCGAGAAGAUCGGAAAGCUCGAAAGAAGCACAAGUCCAAAUCGAAGUCGCACCUCAAUGCUGAUCAGGUCGGCGAAGUGCAGCCUGGCAACUCGACUAGCGAUAAAGGGCUUGUUCUGGCACAAUCCAAUGCUAGUCUGAGCGUCCUAGACAUGGUUCAAAAGGAAGGCGCACAAGUCGAGGGGUCGUCGGCUUCGUGGAAGGUCUCGAAGCCCAUAGGAGGGAGGAUGAUUGACCUAGAUCCCAUAUUCUCUCCCGAUGAAGAACACCUCAUUGUCGCCUAUAACACCUCUAUCCAAGUCUAUUCGACAGCCGAUUCUCUUCUUGUUCGCAAAAUUCCGCUCUUAGCAACGGAUUCCGAGGAGGCAGACAAGUCCCCCGGCGUACAGAUCAUGUCGAUGGCUCUGUCGAAGGCAUAUUCAAACUUGUCCUGGGUUGCCAGCUCUGAUGGCCGCAUAUGGUGUAUCGACUGGACCAACGGCGCUGGGGCGGAUAGACCGUUCACGAUACAAGCCAAGAAGAUCCUUGACAUGGCUGUCGACCAGGCGCAAAUCGGUCAGACGUUUGAAGACGUUCUCCUUGUUCUAGAGAAGACGUCACACAGUGGUGGGCAGAUUGUCGCCUACAAUCGCCAGGCUCUGACCUCUGGCAGUGGGAAGCUUCUCCAUACCUGCGACGACAGCCCGCACUUGCUGCGAUCUGCGGGUAACUCAUCGGUUGUUGUUGUAGCGACUAAGAACUCGCUGCAUAUCGGACUUUCGAAGCAUACGGACAAGCAUGUCAAAGCCCUUGGCAACUUGCAGUAUCAGUUCUACUCGUUUGAUGUCGAAGACCAAGUUACCACCCUCGAUCUUCGACUCCCCGUACAAAGCCAGAAGCAAAAUACCCGAGCUAUGGUCGACUUGGCUGUGGGCUGUGCUCGGGGCGCCAUUCUCAUGUUGACUGAUGUUUUGGCCAAAUUUCCUACGGGGCCGGGAGCCAAAGAAAGUCGGCGGAAAGGAUCGCUACAACCACGAACUCUGCAUUGGCAUUCCAGAGCCGUGCAUAGUGUUAAAUGGUCACAGGACGGCAACUACUUGAUAUCUGGUGGCUCUGAGGGUGUUCUGGUCCUUUGGCAGCUGGACACGGGCAGGAAAGACUACCUGCCCCAUUUGUCCGCAAGCAUCGAGAACAUCGUCGUUUCGCCGAAGGGCUCAUCGUAUGCGGUCCACCUCGACGACAACUCGACCAUGGUCCUAUCUACGGCCGAGAUGGAACCGAGAACCUACGUUUCAGGCGUCCAGGCUUUGUCGUUUAGUGAUAAGCAGCCGAAAGAUUCCCUGGUCCGCAGGGUAUGGCAGGAACCGACCGAGAUUUAUACCUCCGUACCGGCCGCUACUAGCCCUGCCAAUCCUAGCCAGAUUCUCAUCUCAACCGGCAAUGGACAAAAGUCUACCCUGGCCGAGGGCAAGGCCCUUUCGGCCCCCUAUCUUCAGAUCUUUGAUCUCGAAUCUUCUCAGAGUGUGGCGAAACAAGCCGUUGCGCGGGCGAACGCAACAGACUCGAGACUCACGGCCAAGGGCUACCCCAUCAUCGAGCCGACGGUAACCCAAGUUGCUUUUUCGCAUAACGGCAAGUGGCUUGCAACAGUAGACGAAUGGCAGCCGCCAGAGAGAGAUGUAGAGGUCCUCCUCGAUGGCUCCAACACCGUCGCUGACCUCUGCCACGAGAGACGUGAGACCUAUUUGAAGUUCUGGGAAGUAGGCCAGAGCGGCAGCCCAUUCCAGCUGGCUUCGCGGGUCAACGAGGCUCAUUAUACCACCAAACCCGAAAGCGUCUUCGACCUCGCAAGCGAUCCGUCCUCGACACGGUUUGCGACUGUUGGGGGCGAUGGCGUCGCGCGCAUGUGGUCCCCUAAACUGCGGCAAAGAGAUGGGCUCUCGUCUAAGGGACCCGAAGGCGAACACGUGUGGCGCUGGUGCUGUACCCAAGACAUCCCCCUCGAGAAACCCAUCGACGGCGAGGAUGAUCCUGUCGGUCUCACGGGUCAGGCCAAUCCCAGUGGCGCACUCGACUUCUCGGAAGAUGGAUCUACCCUCUUCGUUGCUUAUGGCACGCCCUCCGAGGCUGUGGUGUACGUUAUUGACACAGAGUCUGGAGAAGUCCGCGACCGGCUCUUUGGCAUGUUCAGCGGAGAUGUGAAAGAGUUGAAGGCGGUCGGAUCCUGCCUGAUUAUGCUCUCGGACGACCUGAACGUCUACAACGUUGUCUCUGACGAACUACACUACGGUAUAGGCCUCAGGAAGAUGUUCAAGGGACCGUUGCCGUUACUACUCCUUGCUGCCAACCGCCAAUCGCAGACUUUCGCCUUGGCGAUACCUCUACUGAGAUCUAAAGGAGAGAGAGCAAAGGCAGGCACUGUUUCGGAGCUGGUGAUUUUCUCCGUCGACGACAACAAGCCGCAGCUGGUACAUGCUUUCCCUCAUCUCAUCACGUCUCUCAUACCCGCAGGCUCAUCCUCCGGCUUCAUCGCUGUUGAUUCCGCCGCCCAGAUCUAUUCCGUAGGCGUCAGAGCCGAGUCAAGCAUGCUGGCUCAGCCGCUGGCAGAUAUCCAGCUGGACAAGGAGGUCUCGGAGGCAAACGAAGCUAUUGCGCUGAUCGCCGACGGUGAAGAAGAAGAAGAAGAAGAGGCAAGCGACGAUGAAAUGCAAGAUGUCAACGCAAAUGAGGGGGUGGAAGACUACGACAUCCACCCAGCAGUCAUUGCUCCACAGCGACUUGCAGAAAUAUUCAACGCCGGCCCGGCAUUCGCCAUGCCUCCCAUCGAGGAUGUCUUCUACCAGGUUGCUGAGUUGUUGACUUCCAAGCCAGUUGCGACAUCUGUAGCCUGAGGUCUAUUAAGUGGGAGGAAAUUGCAACAGCGGAAUGUCCAGCGGGCGCUGACUGUUGUCACGAAAGUUUUGCCCAGGGUCGUUGGAUGGGAAAGGAGGAUACCUAAGAAAGGGGUUAGCCAUUUUCGUGAAGAGAGACUUAGGCCGAUGCCACUCUUAGAUAGCGGAGCUCAUGGUUUCUUAGCUCUCCACAGCUUUCCUAGCCGCGGGGUAACCAGUCCCUAGUCACGCCAUAUUUUGCUUGGUA